UGAUAAUUUAAAAUAUAUCGACAUAAUAAUAGUUACCGAACCAAACAUUAAUUAUUCUAUGAUAAACUUCUAUAAAAUUAAAGGAUUUAAUAUCCAUAGUGUUACAAGAACGGGGCGAACCGGAGGUGGCGUACUAGUUUAUUCGCGCGAAACUUUGAAGGCACGAUUAAAUGAUACGGAAUGUAUACAAAAUAUGAAAUCGGCAGAGUGUGUUUCCAUUGCACUCGACAGCGAGAGUGAUCCGAUUUAUUUGCUAUGUAUUUACCGACCACCAAAAAUUAACAAACAAGAUAAAACUAGACAAUUUCUCGAAGAAUUACGUAAAGUAUUAGAAAAUUUACCAAUAAAGAAUAAUUUAAUUAUAUGUGGAGAUAUAAAUAUAAACUUAUUAAAAAGUCAAGACUGCCGGGUAAUGGAAUAUGAAACUUUAUUAGCCGAAUUUGGUUUAAUUAAAUGCAUAAAUAAAAUAACACGUAAAGAAAUUAUGAAAGGAAAUGUAGUCGAAUCAUGCCUAGACCAUAUAUAUAUUAGAGCACCUUCAGCACAAAUUAAUUCCGCGGUAAUACGUCAAAAAAUAUCGGAUCACUUUCUCGUGUCUGCCGCAGUGCAGUGGAACCGCGCCACACAAAAUAGUGUGCGAGCUGGCAACAGCGCAUCGCGCGGACGCGGGCCAUCAGCUGACGAUCGGAGCGGGAGAAAUAUGCCUACCGCGAGUUGUCGCCGUGUUCUUGAUAAUCGGCUGGUUCGGGAACGAUUAUUGAGUACUGACUUUAAAGCAUUGCUGUCUAUCGAAUGUCCAAUUGAAUUGUAUAACUCGCUUACGCAGCUAUUUAUUGAGAUCUACAAUGAUUGCUAUAAAACUGUAAACGUUAGUAUAAGCUCUAGAAAUAAAAGUUGGGUCACGGAUUAUUUAAAAGAUUUAAUAAAGGAGAGAGAUAGACUGUUCAAGGUUUGGUGCAAUGAUCCAAAGAAUAUGAUAAAAAGAUUAGAAUAUACAAAAUAUAGAAACAAAUGUUAUAAAACUAUUACUAAAUGUAGCAAUGAAUAUGAUAAGCAAAGUAUUAUUAACUGUAAUAAAAAUAUUAAAAAGAUAUGGGAUAGAAUAAAUAUAUUAUUAGGAAACAGCAAGCAAUCUCUAGAUACUGUGAUAUUAUCUAAUAUGCAAGCGCAGGGAAGUACGAAAGAUAUAGCGGAUGGGUUUGCAACUACUUUUGAUGAGGAAAUCCAACAAAUUAAACAUAUAUGUAACGACAAAUGGUUAAGUAGACACAGUUACGUACAAAAACCUGACAUAAAUAUGAGGUGGCAACCAGUUACUCACAAAUACGUUGCGAAAAUUAUCAAAAACAUGGACGCCAACAAAUCACCUGGAAGUGACCUUAUACGUAUGUCAGAUUUAAAAAUAGUAGCUAACGAGAUAAGUCCUGUUGUAGCGAAGUUAAUUAACUUAUCCGUAGAAAAACAUAAAUUUCCCAAAAAAUUGAAAGAAGCAAUAAUACGCCCUAUAUAUAAAAAAGGCAACCGCAAGUUAUAUUCCAAUUAUAGACCGAUAGCAAUUUUAUCCAGUAUUGACAAAAUUAUAGAAAAAUGUAUAAUAAAUCAACUUGGUACAUACUUACGCACACAUAACAUAAUAAAUAAAUCACAACACGGUUUCCAAAAAGCAAAAAGUACUAAUACAUUACUGUCUAAUUUUACCAACGAAAUUAACAACUAUUUAAAUGAUAAAAAGUUCGUAGUCGCAAUAUUUUUUGAUUACAAAAAAGCCUUUGACACCUUAGAAACAAACACUUUAAUAACAUCUUUAGAAGAGUGUGGUGUGGAGAAGCCUCUGAAGGAAUGGUUCAGAGACUACCUCACAUCACGCUCUUACCGAGUCAAGAUAGGCGACACGUUGAGCGAUGAGAAAAUGGUCCGAUGCGGGGUACCGCAGGGCUCAGGAAGUGGUCCCGUAUGCUAUUUAAUGCAUGUUAAUAGUCUGUGCAAUGUGCUACAGCACUGCUCGGCGCAUAUGUUCGCGGACGACCUCUGCGCCAUGCGGGCCGGUACGGACCUCGCUGAAACGUGUCGUCUGGUGCAGCAAGACGUGGACGCCGUAGUUAAAUGGUCCCAUGAUAACGGCAUAGUAUUAAAUACGGAUAAAACACAAUACAUCAUUAUUCAUUCACCUUACUUACCACUAAAGGAUAAUCCUCUACCACUAUACACUCAUACAUUUGGUUGCAUUCAUGGUGGCCUUGUCAAUUGUGGCUGCAAACCUAUCCAGAGAGUAAGUUGUGUAACUUACUUAGGAGUUAAAGUCGACGAGCAUUUCUCAUGGAAAGAACAUAUAGAUUUCUUGUGCAAUAAACUUAAAACUGUACUAAGUAAAUUUUAUCACCUAAGUUAUCGAGUUCCUACUAGUACCCUAAAAAUAUUAUAUUCAUGUAUGGUGGAAUCAAUAAUUGAUUACGCUCUUGAUUGCUAUGGACUUACAUUCAAAUCUCACAUAGAAAAAUUAGAAAAUAUACAAAUUAGGUUCUUAAAACUAUUAGUGGAUAAAAAAACUAAAAAUAAACAUAAAACAGACUAUUAUAAACUAUACAAAAUUUGCAAAGUAUUACCGGUCAGCAUAAAACAUAAGUACUUACUCGCAACUAAUAGCCAUGGUAAUCGGGAGCGUAAUUCAUUGUUGACUAAUGUUAGUAAUAGCUAUAACACCCGAACGAUGUCGUCUGGUAAAUAUGUAGUACCCAGAGUUAAUAAUGUUUAUGGGGACCGAACGCUAGAAAAGCGUGUCCCAUACGUACUCAAUAGCUUACCAGACGACAUCAGAAACGAAAAUAGGAAAAAUAAAUUUAAGAUAAAACUAAAAAAACACCUACUCAGUACACUGCCUUAACUUUUUAUUGUAUUACUAUCCUACUAACUACUUCUACUAACUAACUACCGACUACUUUUCUUACUUAUGCUAUAUCUAUACUCCGAUUAUAUCUAUAUCUAAUCUUUGAUUUUCAUACUUACGUACUUAAUAUUAACCUCCUAAUACUACUUAUAUAGCUUAACAUAUAUAAUACUAAUAUUACAUAUAUAAUUACAUAUAU
This is a messenger RNA of Helicoverpa zea (corn earworm), 3083 nucleotides long. RefSeq lists its product as uncharacterized. NCBI's taxonomy places the organism in Eukaryota, Metazoa, Arthropoda, Insecta, Lepidoptera, Noctuidae. The record is from RefSeq and is a predicted model, not a curated record. The transcript has a single exon. Bases 59 to 2881 code for a protein of 940 amino acids.